Molecule: messenger RNA, 1524 nt
Organism: Iphiclides podalirius (scarce swallowtail)
Lineage: Eukaryota; Metazoa; Arthropoda; Insecta; Lepidoptera; Papilionidae
Source: the annotation of a GenBank genome assembly
AUGUCGGUGGAUGUAUACCGCGUCAAACAAGCACAACCACUCAUAGUAUCUGAACUUGGGAUGAACACGAGUAUGACGCACGGAAGUUUAGCAGCGUUUUGGGCACAGGUGCCGACCGCGACCGCUAGGAGGAAGGACCUUAAAAAUGUCUACCUGAAAGCUGCAACCAUAAUUAGUCAGCCGCAGUAUUUCAAGGGCUGGUCGGACCUAAACAACCGCGCCAUCGACACCUUCCCGAAACUUACCUACCCUCUACUCAUGCUGGCUGCAGAGGACCUAAAUUUUCGGUACAAUUUGCAGCAAGUGGACCUGUACGGCGAGGAGCACAACGGCUCCUUCGACGGGCUGGCCGGGAUGCUGCAACGUGGGCAGCUCGAGGUGGGCGUCACCUCCAUGUUCAUGCGCGCCGACCGGUGGAGCGUGCUGCACUACUGCUCCGAAACCGUGGAGCUCAGAGCAGCAGUUUUCGGCACGGUGCUUGGAGCUGUUAUCGUGCAGAACACGUUUGACAUGCUGCUCAGCGCCCAAGCGUUCCUAAUCACAGAUCCGUUGCUCUCCAACGCCAAAGCCAGCCGGGUUAGCACUAGCGCAACCGCAUUUAUUCGCAGGGGCGCAUUCCUGUUCCGGCAGCCGCCGCAGUCGGCUGUGUCGAACGUGUUCCUGCUGCCGUUCAGCCGCGGCGUGUGGGCUGCGACGCUGGCAGCGAGCGCCGCCGGUGGCGCCCUUCUAGCGCUGCUGGCCGCCGCGGCCAGGGCCACCCCCGCGUCGGACCCCGCGCUGCGCCGGCUGGCGUGGCCCGAUUGCUUCACCUUCGCCAUCGGCGCUAUGUGCCAACAGGGAUCGAAUCUGUCUCCACGCCUGUGGUCUCUGAGGUUGGUGAUGUUCUGCAUGUUGCUGUCAUCACUCUUCGUGUUCACUUCGUAUUCGGCCAAGGUGGUGGCCAUCCUGCAAUCGCCGAGCAACGCUCUGCAAACCAUCGACGACUUGACCAACUCUCCCAUGACCCUCGGUGUGCAGGAAACCACUUAUAAGAAAGUUUAUUUCGCUGAGAGCGAGGAGGCGGCCACGCGGCGACUGUACCGGAGGAAGCUGCUGCCUUUGGGCGAGCGCGCCUACCUGAGCGUGGCCGAAGGCGUGGCCCGGCUGCGCACCGGCCUCUUCGCCUUCCAGGUGGAGCAGAGUUCCGGCUACGACAUAAUAAGCAAGACGUUCACGGAGCCCGAGAAGUGCGGCCUGAAGGAGAUCCAGGCCUUUAAGCUGCCCAUGGUGGCGGUGCCCAUCCGGCGGCACUCGGGCUACAGGGACCUGUUGGCUUCUAGGCUGAGGUGGCAGCGGGAGGUGGGGCUGGUGUGCCGCGCGCGGCGCACGUGGCUGGCGGCGGCGCCGCGCUGCGAGGCGGGCAGCGCGGGCUUCGGCAGCGUGCGGCUGCGCGACGCGCUGCCCGCCGCGCACGCGUUGCUCGCGGGCGCCGCCGCCGCCGCCCUCGCCCUGCUGGCGGAGCUCGCGCUGGCAAGGCUCCGCUUC